This is a messenger RNA of Macadamia integrifolia, 1619 nucleotides long. RefSeq names its product BAHD acyltransferase DCR-like. Bases 56 to 1390 code for a protein of 444 amino acids. The transcript is spliced from 2 exons. Lineage: Eukaryota; Viridiplantae; Streptophyta; Magnoliopsida; Proteales; Proteaceae. The record is from RefSeq and is a predicted model, not a curated record.
UCCUUUCACACUCAAUAACCAGGUUUCUCUCUCUUUACUUUUCUUUGUAACAGAGAUGGCAAUUGAGAAUGGGAGCAAGAAAGCAGAUAAGAUGGUGAAGGUGACUAAGAAGGAUAUGGUUCUCCCAAGUAAGGAUUUGGGAAGACGAGAAUGCCCUCUGGUUACAUUUGAUCUUCCUUAUGUGACCUUUUAUUACAACCAGAAGUUGUUGUUGUAUAAGGGUAAUAGUUCUAUUGAUGAUUGGGAGGAGAUGGUGGGGAACAUGAAGGAAGCUCUUGGGGAAAUUCUUGUGGAUUUUUAUCCAUUGGCUGGGAGAUUGGAGAAAGAUAAGGAAGGUGUGUUGAGGGUUGUCUGUGAUGUCAAGAAUGUUGGUGUGGAGGUGGUGGAGGCGGUGGUUGACGGCGUCGGCAUUGAUGAGCUUGGGGAAGACGAGUCUUCCUUCUUGUUGCAGGAGAUCGUUCCUUACACUGGCGUUCUGAACUUAGAAGGUUUCCGCCGCCCAUUGCUGGCUGUUCAGUUCACCAAGGUUAAAGACGGGCUUGCAAUCGGGUGCGCAUUCAACCACGCUAUCCUAGACGAUCAUUCCACGUGGCACUUCAUGAAUUCCUGGGCGGAGAUCUGCCGUCGAUCCGGCUCAAUUUCAAACCCACCUUUACAUGACCAUACUAAAGCCAGGAACACACGUGUGAAGCUCGACCUCCGCUCUGACCAAUCCCAACUAGCCAAUUCACCAGGGAUGAUGAGAGAGAAGAUAUUCCGAUUCUCCGGCUCUGCCAUCGACAAGAUAAAAACUGAUGUCAACUCCUCCUUAUCAAAUGGCUCAAAACCAUUCUCAACCUUCCAAUCACUUGGGGUCCACAUAUGGAGAGCUGUCACCCGUGCACGCCACCUCAACACAAAAGAUUCCACGGUCUUCACCGUCUUCGCCGACUGUAGAAAGAUGUUUGACUCUCCGACGCCGGAAAACUACUUCGGAAACCUAAUUCAGGCGGUGUCGACGGCAACGCCGACGACGACUGAAGCGUUGCUGGGGAACGCGCCAGCGUUCGGUGCGUCGAUGGUGCAGAAGGUAAUUGAAAUGCACGAUUCGAAAAUGAUCGAGGGUCGGAACAAAGAGUGGGACGCGUCGCCGAAGCUGUUCCAGUGGAAGGAUGCGGGGAUCAAUCGUGUGGCGGUAGGGAGCUCGCCGAGAUUUAAGGUUUAUGAUAUCGAUUUUGGGUGCGGGAGGCCGGAGGCGGUGAGGAGUGGGAAGAACAAUAAGUUUGAUGGGAUGGUGUAUCUGUAUGAGGGCAAGGGUGGGGGGAGGAGUAUUGAUGUGGAGAUCAGCUUGGAAGCUCAGGCAAUGAACAAUUUGGAGAAAGAUAAGGAGUUUCUCAUGGAGGAGCACUAGUCCUAGACUCCUAGUUGGUUCAUAUUCCUCUCUCUCUCUCUCUCUCUCUUGGAGUACUACUGCUAGUGUGGAACUUUGUAGUUCUUGAUCAGUCUUCUUCAGUGUCUACUACUGCUAAUGGUUUCUGGUUAAAUUCGAAUAAGAUUUUACAGAAGUGUUCAAUUUAUGGGUUUUCCUUCAAGUUCUAUGUGGAAAAUUUAAGCUUAUAGGAAUUGAACUUCUUUUGUCA